CACGGUCAGCGGCGUUAAUAAGACGCCGGUUUGGAAGUUUGAACAGUGAGAGAGAGAUGCUGUUGGUGUGAAGAAGGGAAAUCAAGCUGGAAAACGCGAUAAAACCAUUUAAUAAAUCAGUAGUAUUAGUAAAGAAAGUGGUUAGGGUUGUUAUUGGGAGUCCAGCGGUCAGUUUGAGACAUUUAAACUGGACUAUGGUUCAGCAGACGGAACAUGGCGGACCGGGGAAUAUCAGCGGGACACGCGAGUCAGCCAAGCCGGCGGACGGCGACCUGCAGGCGGCCUCGACGCGCAGCCUCGUCCCGCUGAAACCGGACUGGUGCAAAACCGCUUCGGGUCACAUUAAAAGACCCAUGAACGCGUUCAUGGUGUGGUCCAAAGUGGAGAGGAGAAAGAUCAUGGAGCAGUCGCCGGACAUGCACAACGCGGAGAUCUCCAAACGGCUCGGGAAGCGCUGGAAAAUGUUAAAGGACACGGAAAAGAUCCCGUUCAUCCGGGAGGCGGAGCGGCUCCGGUUGAAGCACAUGGCCGACUACCCGGACUACAAGUACCGGCCCAAGAAGAAGCCCAAGACGGAGGGAUGUGCGUUUCCUCCGGGAGGGAAGACACCGGAGAAACCCGCCGUGAGACCGGUUAAUAAAACCCAAAACGCAAAGAAGAGAUUCUCCAAGUUAAAGCCGUUGAAACCGGUGGUGGUCCCGGUUCCGGUCCAGCAGCAGCAGCAGCACGCGGACCCCCGGUACCGCUACGUGUUGACCAGCAGCUUCAAACCCAGUAAGCCCGUUAAACUGGAGUUUACCGACGACGAGGAAGACGAUGAUGACGACGAUGAUGAAGAUUCCGAGCUGUACUCGGAGGAGGAGUUUAAAGCGGAGGACGAGCCGUGCCGUAGCGUGGCGCCCGGCGGCGGCGGCGGCGGCGAAGCCGGACGCCUUUUCUACAGCUUCAAGAACAUCACGCGGCAGCAGCCUUGCCGGCCUGGCUCCAGCCCCCCGCCUUACCCCCCCUCCCUCUCUCCGGCGUCGCGUUCUGAUUCGUCCUCGUCGUGCUGCGGCGAUGACCUGGACGACCUGUCGGGCGCCGAGGGCGGCGGCUUCACCCUGAGCCUCCUGGCCGGCUUCCACGCCACGUCUCUCUCCGCCGGCGCCGCCGCCGUGGCCGAGCCGUGGGGCGCCGGCGCCAACGCCAACGCCGCCAACCUCAGCCUCUCGCUGGUGGACAAGGACCUGGAUUCGUACGCCGGCGCCGGCGAGGGAAGCCGCGGCUCCCACUUCGACUUCCCGGAUUACUGCACGCCGGAGCUGAGCGAGAUGAUCGCGGGGAACUGGCUGGAGGCCAACUUCUCAGACCUGGUGUUCACCUAUUAAGUUAGCCAAACCAGCGCCAAACCAGCGCCAGAGGAGGGGGGGUGGUGGUGGUGGUGGUGGGGGAUGGCGUGCCAGAAACUGAGCAUCUGACAAAAACUUGAUUGAUUGGCGUUCGUGGGAUACUUCAACGGUUAACUUGGAGAACUGCGUGUUACUGGGUGUACUGGCCCUUUAAGAAGGUGUUUCAGACUCUGUGUGUGUGUGUGUGUGUGUGUGUGUGUUCGCUCUAAUCUGUCAGAUAUGAGAGACACAGACACACA
Perca flavescens (yellow perch) is the source of this 1627-nucleotide messenger RNA. RefSeq names its product transcription factor SOX-11. Gene Ontology annotation, molecular function: RNA polymerase II cis-regulatory region sequence-specific DNA binding; DNA-binding transcription activator activity, RNA polymerase II-specific. Lineage: Eukaryota; Metazoa; Chordata; Actinopteri; Perciformes; Percidae. The coding region runs from base 195 to 1367 and encodes 390 amino acids. The record is from RefSeq and is a predicted model, not a curated record. Gene Ontology annotation, cellular component: nucleus. The transcript is spliced from 3 exons. Gene Ontology annotation, biological process: positive regulation of transcription by RNA polymerase II; camera-type eye morphogenesis; negative regulation of transcription by RNA polymerase II.